UGCAGGAGGUCACUCGUGGCCAAUCAUGUCCUCGGGAUUUCCUCGCAGCGGUUUCUCCUCCUCGUGCCAGAGGAUAAAAAGCUAAUUUCACUGAAGCAGUUGAUAUUUUUCCCGGAAACUCUCACGAUGCUGCAGCUGUUGACAUUCCUGGUGGAGAAGCUCUCUCUCCUCUCCAACUUCAAACUCUUUGAGUCCAGCUGGUCGGACCCUGAGGACCGGGAUCGCGCAGCGCAGCGCGCGCCACCGCCGCCCCUCCGGAGGGGAGACCUGCUGGAGGUGCCCAGGACCCUCUUCACCCACUACGGCAUCUAUCUAGGAGACGGUAGAGUGGCUCACCUGAUCCCUGACAUCCUGCCGGUGCUCACAAACGACACGAAGCUCAUCAGUUCUGUCAUCACAAACAAGAGACUCAUCCUCGGCUGCAUGUUUAAGUGCGCCACAGUGCGCGUGGACACAUUAGAGGACUUUGCAUAUGGCUCCAACAUACUUAUUAACCGCACGGAUAGGCUGAUGAAGAAUCCUGCCAUUCCCAAUGAAGAUGUGGCAAAGAGAGCUGAGAAACUGAUCGGAGCAGUCCCCUACAGUCUGCUGUGGUAUAACUGUGAACAUUUUGCCACAUAUUGCAGAUACGGAUGUGCAGCCAGCAAGCAGACAGAGAAGUUCUGCGAGUGCUUGAAAUCACUCAUCAGAGACGAGCGCAGUGUGAUCGUCACAGGCCUCCUUGGAAUGAUCUCCAUGGUCUGUUUCGGCAUGGCACCAUCAACUACAUUACCCACAAUCCUUAUCCCCUUCACUCUGUGGAUGGCUGGUUAAAGGAGUUCAGCACAAGGAAACCUGCACAAACAAACUGAACUUUUACUUGGCAAGGACUGAAACUUUGUCAGGACGGUGCCUUUCUCUCCUGAUGCCUUAUGAGUCUGCAUUACCACUUUAUUCUCCUUUGAUUGUGUAGACCAGCUAUUCUCAACCUUGGGGUCGGGACCCCAAUUGGGGUCGCGAGAUGAUUUCUGGGGGUCGCCAAAUCUUUUUGGAUAAAAUAUAAAUGCACAAAAUUGAUAUUAAAUUACAUCAUUUCAGAGAGGGACAUGUUUUGGUUGUUUUCUACUUUAUUAUUUGUCCAAAAUUCGUCGUAUCAACUGAACAUGCAUGUUAAAUUGGGGGUCGCGGCUCAAAAAGGUUGAGAACCACUGGUGUAGACGAUGGUUAAUGUUUUCUGUUGAUGCUUUGCUGAUCCUAUAAGAAUUUUUGUCUCAGAAAAUUAUUUGGGAAAUACAUAGGCUACAUUAUUUUUUUAUAUAGGAGUACAGUUAGUGAUUCAUUUCUUUGCUAACAUUUGAAUCCAGACAAAAAUGACUACAGUACUUGAUGUAUAUACGAUGGCUAUUUUUUAGUAGUGUACUUAAUAUAAUGCUGUAAAUAUGACAAAUGUUUAA
Messenger RNA from Centropristis striata (black sea bass), 1433 nucleotides. It is a transcript of the gene lrata, whose product is annotated as lecithin retinol acyltransferase a. Gene Ontology annotation, molecular function: phosphatidylcholine-retinol O-acyltransferase activity. The transcript has 2 exons. NCBI's taxonomy places the organism in Eukaryota, Metazoa, Chordata, Actinopteri, Perciformes, Serranidae. Gene Ontology annotation, biological process: retinol metabolic process. The record is from RefSeq and is a predicted model, not a curated record. The coding region runs from base 127 to 813 and encodes 228 amino acids.